Molecule: messenger RNA, 4573 nt
Organism: Scleropages formosus (Asian bonytongue)
Lineage: Eukaryota; Metazoa; Chordata; Actinopteri; Osteoglossiformes; Osteoglossidae
Gene: mtmr14
Product: myotubularin related protein 14
Exons: 19
Coding region: 670-2589 (639 amino acids)
Biological process (GO): dephosphorylation
Molecular function (GO): phosphatidylinositol-3-phosphate phosphatase activity
Source: RefSeq, a predicted model, not a curated record
CUCACUGUAGGUCCGCUGAGUGGGGGGUGCCCUCGGUGUCUGUUGCUUCAGUCCUUUAAAAACGGAGUAAGAUGAAUAAUACGAUGUCUCUCUUUAACACCGUUCCGGAAUUAUAUGCUUUGGGUUUACACAGCCUCGGCUUACUUUUUUAAAAGCGAACUAUCUGUUGGUACAGAUGACAUUCAAAAACGUGAUCAGGCCGCGAAUCCUCGGUGUUUCCUGAGUAAGUUCUGCGGGAAGCUGAAAGUUUCAUACCUCUUUUGAACACCGAAUAGGCUCAGUUACAAACAAAAAACGUCAGCGUUUCUAAUCUGGGAGCUCAGGACGCUUUCGCAUCACGUACAGCACAGCAGUGAUUGAAUAGCGCUGUUCUUUCCUACUAGGAGUAUCCGAGCUCGUGUUGGUGUGUAUCUGUCAGGUGUGUGUGUAAGUCGGCUGGCUCGGCAGCGAACCUCCCCCGACCCCUCCCCUCCUUCUCUGGAGAAGUCUCUGCUCUCUGGUGCCCUGAAUUCAGGACGGAUCCCCGGCUCUGGCCCCUUCAAGCGGGCAGUUCGGAAAAAACUGACUGGGAAAGGAUGGCCUGGAGGGUCCUCCCGGCCUCAGGGAGCUGCGGUGUUUGAAGGUGGGCGCGUCCGAUUAGAGGCGGCGGCGGCAGCUCGCUGCGGGACUAUGGCGGCGUCGCCUUCUUCGGGGGGCGGCUUGAUUGCCGCGGGGGCGGCGGCCAGGAGGAGCGAGGACAUCGCGGACCUCAUAGAGCUCUUCUCCAGGACACAGUACCGGGCCAAGGAAGUGACACCCAGGGUGGAGCGGGUAGAGAAGCGGUGUUUGGAGCUCUUUGGGAGGGAUUACAAGUAUAGUGUUAUUCAGAACACCAACGGUGAGGUGUGUGGUCACUACCCCAGGCAGAUCGUGUACCUGGAGUACGAGAGCGUGGAGCACAACAAGGACAGGUUUGAGAGUACAGUGCAAAUAAGUAAGUUGCAAGAUCUGGUGAACCGCAGUAAGAUGGCUCGAUGUCGAGGAAGAUUUGUCUGCCCAGUCAUCCUUUAUAAUGGCAAGCACAUCUGCCGGUCCUCCACUCUUGCUGGAUGGGGAGAGCUGUAUGGACGCACUGGCUACAACUACAUCUUCUCAGGGGGCUCUGACGACACUUGGGCAGAAUCAGAGGAAGUCCCAGAGGAUGACAGUGCAGUGCGGAAUGGGGAGUCACAGCUGUUUGACAAAGUGCGAGGCCUGGACAUCAAGCUCCUGCGUUACCUCUCUGUGCGUUACAUCUGUGACCUCAUGGUGGAAAACAAGAAGGUCAAGUUUGGCCUCAAUGUCACCUCAUCUGAGAAGGUAGACAAGGCCCAGCGCUAUGCAGACUUCACUCUGAUUUCUGUGCCUUAUCCAGGCUGUGAAUUCUUUAAGGACUACAAAGAUAGAGAUUACACUGCAGAAGGGCUUGUUUUCAAUUGGAACCAGGACUUUGUGGAUGCACCCUUGUCAAUCCCUGCCUCCUUCACCAAGAACUUGAACAUUGACUGGAGUGAUUAUCAGUCAUGGGACCUGGUCCAGCAGACACAGAAUUAUCUGAAGCUGCUAAUUCACAUAAUCAACAGUGACGAUGAGAGUGGUUUGCUGGUGCACUGCAUAUCUGGCUGGGACCGGACCCCUCUCUUUGUGUCCCUUCUCAGGCUCUCCCUGUGGGCAGAUGGAUUGAUCCAUGCUAGCUUGGAGCCAUCUGAGAUCCUGUACCUCACCAUUGCAUAUGACUGGUUUCUCUUUGGACACAUGCUACCAGAUCGACUCAGUAAAGGAGAAGAGAUUUUCUUUUUUUGCUUCAAUUUUUUGAAGCACAUCAUCUCAGAGAAGUUUUCAGCUGUGAAGAAACGGAGAAGGAAGAACUCUCACUUUAGAGAUACUGAGUUCACCGUAGAUGACCUCUGUCAGCUGAAGACCAGGGACCGGGGAAGCCUUACAAGCCUAAGUAGUGACUUCUCCCUGAUCACGGAGGAUGCCACUGUCCCCUGCAGUCUCACAGGAGAGGCAACAGACAUGUUUUCUGCUGGGGCACAAGCUCCGAUGGCUUGGAGGAAGGGGAGGACUUCCUCUCCACAAACGGUUGUGUGGAACAAGCCAGCCCCCUUGGAGGAUAAACUACUGCACCCCCUAACUGAUGGCAAGUCCUCCAGUUCCUCAUCCUCCAACCAGUCCGAGCAGAGCUUCCCUCGGGUGGGAAGCAGCCCUCUGGCUGUACCAGGGCGGAGAUCGGCGGGGGAGUAUGCCCGCUCCGGUUCCUCGUUGUCCACCGAUUAUGGCAGCUGGCAGAUUGUAUCAGGCUGCGGCAGCAUCCAUGACCACGCCCCCCUCCCUGCAGAGUCUCCCUUCCCCUUCAGCUUUCAGGAUGAGGGACCCAGUGGCCGGAUGUGCUCCUCUCCUUCUGAGCGUCAGGUACGUCUGGAAGCAGUACGAGAGCUAUUCUUGGCAGCAUACAGCUCCACGGUGGGACUGAAGUCAGCUGCACCCAGCCCCUCAGGUGCCAUCUCGGGCCUGUUGGAGCAGUUUGCCCGGGGAGUAGGUCUCCGUGGUUCCAACACGAUCAUCUAACACCCCUUCCUUUCCCAGAACUUGUGGUGGCUCAGGGCCUUAUAGGUGGGCUCGGGGUAGGUGCCAAGCAUCAAGGGGCCGAAGUUUCCCUUUUAUUUUUUUAAUACCAAACUUGACUGUAGCAACCAUGAUCUUUUUUCUUUUUAAUUUAUACCAUGUCACAUUUUUUUUAAAAUUUAUUUUUUAUUUUUUUUUUUAAAAAAGUGUGCAGUUGAAUAGAUGUAUGUUGUAGGCCUUUUAAUCUCUGGUUGAAUCCUGUAAUCAAAAGGUGUAAUCUUAUUUUUAAACCAGAAAAAUGCCAUUCAUCUAUGCUUAUGAACAAAAAGCAAAGCAUUGCACUUUUUCUUGUACUUAUCUGUGAUUUAAAAGGAAACAAUCAACAGGGGAAAAGUCUAGAAGCUGGAAACCUCUUGUUUAGGGAAAAAUUCUUAUAGCAAUGCUUCAUGUAAUAGUUCAGUUUUUUUUCUUUACCCUAAGUGGUGAACAGCUGUUCUUUAUUUGGUUAUAUAGAGCAGUUAAUUAGGCCAAACGGUAGAAAAUCAUGAGGCAUUAAUUUACAAAAUAACUUGUGCCAAGUGUGUGAAGACCAUUGAACAGUUGUGGAAGUGCAGUUGACAUGUUUUCUCCUAAUCUCUACCAAAACACACAUGAAAAAGUAAAAAGAUACCAUUUAAAAUUUUUGAUAUUAAAGUCCCAUGACCUUAUCACACCAUAGGUGAUACUUGUUCUGUAGCCAGCAAGAAAUUAAAUCUAGUUUUGUCUAACCUUAUGAUUUCAUACAUGGUUUUGAGGUUCAUAUGAUUUAAUUUCAAUGAGUGAAAAUGGGAACUGUUUUUGACCUCAGGACUUCCUGAACCUUAUAGGUCUUAAUUUUACAUCAUUAACCUUGAAGUUGUCUGUAGGUCUGAAAUGUGUGGGGUCUCCCCCCACACUUUAAAGUUUGUUGGCCUGUCACUAAAAUUAAGGUAGUGGAAUUCCCAGUCAAGGUAGGUUUGUCACUUAGACCAAAGGAUAAGUACUAAUUUAAGUAAUUCAUAUGACAUCUUUUAUUGCAGCACUUAUUGUGCCUUGUAAUUCAGUGCUCUACUUUUGAUAUUAUAAAUUACCGUAACCUGAAAAUUUUCUUUAAAAGAAAUGCAUUGUACACAACUUUGGUUAAGACUCAACUUUCAUUGCCUGGCUAUAAUACUGUACUUUCAUAGGCUGAAGAAAUUUGUCAUAUGAGAACAAUAUCAAAAAUGUUUGUCGGCAAUCUUCUGAUACUCCAACUUAAGGUAGUACAUUGACAAAAGCAUGGGUGGUUUACUUGGGACCCUGCAGUUUAUGUAAAUGAUGCCACAGUUCUCAUUUGAUCUGAUUUUUUUUAAAAUGUGAUACUUCUGCCUUUUUCAAGUUGAUGCUUCCUGUGCUUUUUCUAUGAAUAUGAUCAGGUGCUGUCAAGAUCAAGCUGAAGAUGUCUUUCAGUAGCUCUUGUCAGGCUGCCCCAAGGCAGGGUUUGACAAAGGCCAGUGUUGCAGUGACAGUGUUCACUCAUGUUUAACCAUACAAACUGGAACCUGUGUACUUUCUAGCUAUAGUUCAAGCUCACAUCCAAUCAUGAAUUCCUUAUGUUUGAAGGUACAAACAUUGCAGAACUUUUGCAUGGCCAUUAAUCCACCUUGAGUGUCCACAUUACUGUAAAAUGUUCUGCAGCACUGUCCUUAGGAAACCACUGAAAAGCACCUUUAAAAUCACGGUUACGCACGAACUUUUCCUGUUUUGAGUCCUGAGAAAUACGGAGAACAACAUGGUCAGUAGCAAGUUUUGGUGCCAUAACACUGCAUUGCACUCAUUGUCCUUAAAUUUUAGGUUUGUGUAAUUACAUUUUGUUUUUUCUUUUUAAUUUUAUCGGUUCUUUUCUUUCACUUUGUCCGGAACAGGUAGUGAGUGGAGACCAAUAGAAUUGUCGGUGAAAAUUCUAAAUAAAAUUCGUAAUAUACUACUA